Gregarina niphandrodes is the source of this 485-nucleotide messenger RNA. Its product is annotated as ubiquitin carboxyl-terminal hydrolase. Gene Ontology annotation, biological process: protein deubiquitination. Gene Ontology annotation, molecular function: cysteine-type deubiquitinase activity. The annotation marks the transcript as partial. The transcript has a single exon. Lineage: Eukaryota; Apicomplexa; Conoidasida; Eugregarinorida; Gregarinidae. The record is from RefSeq and is a predicted model, not a curated record.
AAUUUAUGGAGGCCGGAAAUGAGUUUACGACGUUGGGAUGCAGGCGACUUUGUGAACUUUAAUGGACUUAAUCCUCGUAGCUUUAAAGCUGCAUUAGAUCGUGAGCUAUCUCAAUUUCAAGGUUAUUCUCAGCACGACAGUCAAGAGCUAAUGUCGGGUCUUAUUGACAUUCUGGUUGGAGCAGGCGCAGCCUAUUCACAGACAGAGGACAUAGAUUCGAAAACUGUGAAGCAGAAUGGUGAAUCGAAAUUGUGGAGGGAUCAUUGGAAGAUCUAUCAACAAGCAUUUUCAGCACCCUAUCGUCCUUUACACAAGUUAUUUCACGGCUUUGGUAGUGCUAGUAUAGAGUGUCUGACAUGCGGUGAGUUCAAUAUCAAAAUGGAGCCCAUAACGUUACUAUCCCUACCAAUAUUGAAUGACCAAAAUCAACCACUUACUUCUCUAAGCAAAGCUCUAGAAUAUUAUUUCAAACCAGAGAUCUUGGA